Molecule: messenger RNA, 2738 nt
Organism: Oryzias melastigma (Indian medaka)
Lineage: Eukaryota; Metazoa; Chordata; Actinopteri; Beloniformes; Adrianichthyidae
Product: inositol hexakisphosphate kinase 2
Exons: 5
Coding region: 765-2189 (474 amino acids)
Biological process (GO): inositol phosphate biosynthetic process; phosphatidylinositol phosphate biosynthetic process
Cellular component (GO): cytoplasm; nucleus
Molecular function (GO): inositol hexakisphosphate kinase activity
Source: RefSeq, a predicted model, not a curated record
AUGUUCAAUCGUCCAAUAAAAGAAAAAAAUCUAACAAAAGAAAAAAAAGUACUUCCGUUUCAGAGGCAGCUGAAAAAUGUAUUCAAGUUUUUAUAAAUGAUUAAUAUUUUAUUUUAUUGAAGUAUGAAGAGAAGAAAAGUAUCACGCGCUGUUUUCUGGCGGCUUGUCGCCCGCGCGCGCGCGCCUCGCGCUGCAGGUUGCUGUGCUUGUCCUUCCUGCUGCCGCUCGGCCGCUCGUCCUGAAGUCCCGCCGCCACAAAAAGCUGACUGCAGCCUCCUCCCGCCCGGACCCCCUCCCCAUCCCCCCGCCUGUGUUUUCGGCUCUCUUGCCUUCAGGGGCCCCGCCCAACAACCUGCUUUGGCCGACUCUGACUGGAGGGUUUCUGAAAAGGGGGCGGUCCAAGUGCGAGCGCUUUAACAGGGUCGAGGCAGCUCAGCUGUCAGAGAGAUCGGAGCGGCGGACAGAUCGGUUGUUUGUCCGCUGAAAUCCAGAAGGGAACGGAAAAACCUUAACGGGCACGCGGAGGGUUUCUGCGUUCACCUAGCAACCAGAGCCGCGAAAGGACAGGAAAGGAGUCCUGCUUCCUCUGGGUUUUUGAUCAGCAGACAGUGGUCUCUGCAGCCGCAUCACGGAAGGAACUCGGCCUACAUCCUCCAUGCUCCACGCCGGGACCCGCUGGUGGACCCGCGCAGGCCCCUAACAGCCCGCGGACGCGCAUGUGAGCAGGCCGAUGCCCGCGGCGGCGCGCUCGGCUCCAGAGGAGGAUGAGUCCCGCCGUGGAGGCGCAGAGCCAGGAGGCCAUGGAUGCGGAGCAGAAGCAGAAGCAGUGCUUCCUGGACAAAGGGGUGAUGCUUGAGCCCUUCGUGCACCAGGUGGGGGGGCAUUCCUGCGUGCUGCGCUUCGGGGAGCAGACCAUCUGCAAGCCCCUCAUUGCCCGGGAGCAUCAGUUCUACAGGAGCCUGCCCGCUGCAAUGAGGAAGUUCACCCCCCAGUACAGAGGCGUGGUGUCGGUGAGCUUCGAGGAGGACGAUGAAGGAAACCUUUGCCUCGUGGCGUACCCCCUCAGCAAUGACCCAGCAGCUGACCUGGACAUCCACGACCUCUCGGCAGACUGCGUCUUUCAAGGCAAAACGCUCCAGUGGGGGAAAAAGGCGCUCGUGGACAAAGAAAACCGCAGCAAAGAUUCCUGGAGCUGCAACUCCCACAAAGACAAGAGUGUCCAGAAGCUGCAGGAAGACCAGGAUGUGGAGCAGGUCCAGCAUGUGGAGGGCCUUCACCAUGGACUGGAGCACAGUCACAGCAACGCUGCCCCGCAGGUCAAACGGAACCCCUGGAGCCUGGAGUGUCACCAGCAGCACCUGCAGAGGAUGAAGGAGAACGCAAAGCACCGCAACCAAUACAAAUUCCUCCUUCUGGAAAACCUGACCUGGCGGCAGACGGUGCCGUGCGUUCUGGACCUGAAGAUGGGCACGAGGCAGCACGGAGAUGAUGCUACAGAGGAGAAGAAGGCUCUCCAAAUCCGCAAGUGCCAGCAGAGCACGUCCGCUUUGAUAGGAGUCCGCUUCUGCGGCAUGCAGGUGUACCACCCUGACACGGACCAGCUGAUCUUCUUGAACAAAUAUCAGGGCCGGAAACUGACCGUGGCCGGUUUCAAAGAGACUCUGUUCCAGUUCUUCCACAGCGGUCGGCGCCUGCGGCAGGAGCUGCUCUCGCCGGUGCUGAGCAGACUGCGAGAGAUGCAGGACGCUCUGGAGGCGUGCGAGUCCUACCGCUUUUACUCCAGCUCCCUGCUCAUCAUCUACGAUGGCGCUCCUCACAGGAAGCACACCCGCCGACACACCGAGGAGGGGCUGUCCGAAGACGAGGAGGACGACGAGGACGAGGAAACUGAAACCGAAGUGGAGGAGGAAGAGGAGGCGGGAGCGCUCGGCUUUCGGCACAGCUCCUCCUCGUUGAGCGACGGCGGCAGCAGCUGCUCGAGUGGCGGCGGCGGGAGCCAGCCUCGCGUGUCCCGGCCAGAGCGCAGCAGCCCAGAGGUGGACGUGAGAAUGAUCGACUUUGCUCACACCACCUGCAGACAUUACGGCGAGGACAGUGUGGUCCACGAGGGCCAGGACCAGGGCUACAUCUUCGGCCUCCAGAACCUGAUCAGCAUCAUCUCUGAGCUGGAGAACCACCGCAUAGACUAAAGGAAAACUGCAGCUUGAAAACAUUACUUUGAAAGUGGACAAACUUCUGGAUCCGGCCUUUUUACCGGACCCUCCUCUGCUUUCCGCCUGUCGGCUGGGCGGGAAGCAGAGCUGCAUGAAGAGCAGAAGCGCCGUCGGUGUGAGAGAUGAUGCAGCGAUUCUCCAGCAUCGUUUUCCUGCUCGGAUCCGUCUGACGUGGGCAGACGGUGAUUAAAAGCAAUUUAAAACAGAGACUGAAAAAUAUUAUUGUCUAAUUUCCAAAGAUGGUGUGAGAUUUGCACAAACACGCACAGAAGGACGGAUUGUGUUUUUGCACAGACUUUCAGAGCGCGGGACGUGUCUGUCCACAUACAGAGAUGACAGGAGUAUAUUUAACUAUAUUUCAUAGAAAAACUAUAAAAGCUAAAAGACCUCAUGAAUGGAAAGACUACAUUCCAUGUUAAUGUUACAGUAAUGGCAUUAAUUAUUCAUGUUAUUUGACAUGUUUAAUACGCUGUCUUUAUUUGUGUUUGUUAGAAGGGAAUUAAAACCUCGGUUGUGGUAACGGAA